This is a messenger RNA of Oncorhynchus mykiss (rainbow trout), 1829 nucleotides long. RefSeq lists its product as uncharacterized. The record is from RefSeq and is a predicted model, not a curated record. Lineage: Eukaryota; Metazoa; Chordata; Actinopteri; Salmoniformes; Salmonidae. Gene Ontology annotation, molecular function: RNA polymerase II cis-regulatory region sequence-specific DNA binding; DNA-binding transcription factor activity, RNA polymerase II-specific. Gene Ontology annotation, biological process: regulation of transcription by RNA polymerase II. Gene Ontology annotation, cellular component: transcription regulator complex; PcG protein complex; chromatin.
AGUACUUUUUUAGUGUUGCGGAAUUUCAGACGAUUAAAAUAACACAGCUCGCUAGCUACUCAUCUUGCAUUAUCUAAACAUGUCUAAAAUACAGUUGUUGAGAGUUUUUCUCUACGAUAGAUUAACAGCUGCCGCUGAGGAGAUAUUCGAGGUCGUUGAAAAAACCAUAGCAGAGAAUCAGGAGGAAGUUGUCCGUCUACAGAGGCUACUCGACAUUGUUCUUCAACCUGAGAUAAAGCAAGACAGAGCAGACCUCCAGCAGCUCUGUCUCUCUGUCUCUGAAGUGGAGAUUCCCCCGGAGCAGCAGCACUGUGAGCAGGAGUGGAGCCCCAGUCUGAGGCAUGAGGACCCAGAGUCCACACAGAUCAAAGAGGAACGUGGGGCCAGUCAGGAGGAAGAGCAGCCUCAAGGGCUUGAGGCUCACACUAAAGACUCCAUAUUCACUCCUGCUUAUGACCCAACUCAACCCUCACAUCCCUAUCAAGCCCAAAAGGAAGGAAACAGAGAGAGAGACACUCUACCCAGCACUACAACUGAACAGAUCAAAACAGAACCUGAUGGAGAGGACUACGGAGAAUCAGAACCAACCAGUGUCUUUCAGCCCCUCUCUGCAGUAAAUCCAGACUGUUCUGCAGCUCCGAGUGAAAACAGUGAAAGUGACAGUGGGAUGGAGACUGGCGGACCUCCGUCAGGUUUCAAGUCAGUCAAAUCACAGAGAAUAAAGAUGGUAAAAUUACAAAGCUCCCUUAUCAACACUAAGGAUAACAAAUCCACACCGUUGUUCCACCUGAAAUCACCUAGGCAAGGUCAUGCUACUCCUGGUUGUUGUAAGGUGUGUGGCAAGUAUUUUCAUUACAUGGGCUUAUUAUUUAAACAUGUUCAAACUCACACAAACGAUAAAGAAUCACUUUGUGGAGUGUGUGGAAAGCAUAUGGCGUCAACAGAAAGUAUGAAAGAUCACCUCCAAACUCACAUUGCAGCUAGGUAUUGUUGUCAUGUUUGUAGUAAAUGGUUCACCUUAAACAGCAAUCUGAUCGUGCACAUGAGAAGCCACACAGGGGAGAAAACGUGUCACUGCCCUGUUUGUGGCAAAGGAUUCAGCACCAGCGGCGAUCUGAAGAAACACAUCCGGAUUCACACAGGGGAGAAGCCAUUUCGCUGCCCUGAUUGUGGCAAAGCAUUCAAUCAGAGUGGAAAUCUGAAAUAUCAUAGAAAGUCCCACACAGGGGAGAAAUGAUAUCGUUGCAGUUGUUGUGACAGAUGUUUCAGGAUUGACACACAUCUUAAAAGUAGACAACGACUCACAGGGGAGACAAGUAAGAUGCAAUGAUUGAUGAUAUGCUCAAGUGGGCCGAUUCAUAUCAUGAAUACUUCUGGAAAUUAUAUUUUCUUCAUCCAGGGAUUGUAUGUUUUAAUCACUUUCCCACUCUACAUUUACAAGUGCAUUUAUUCAGUACAUUGGCCAUGUUGCACCCAUGGCUGUGCCCCUGCCCAGUCAUGUGAAAUCUGUAGAUUAGGGCCUAAUGAAUUCUAUUUCAAUUGACUGAUUUCCUUAUAUGAACUGUAACUCAGCAAAAUCUUUUAAAUUGUUGCAUGUUGCAUUUCUAUAUAUUUAUUAUUAUUAUUAUAUAUUUUUUUUUCAGUAAUCUGCAUACAUGUAUAAUACUUAAAUGCUCAUGUGUCAUGUAGUAUUAAAAUGUUUAUAACAAAUAUGUCCCUUAUGUUAACAGUAUGUGUUAACAUGUAUGUUAUGGGAUUUCAGUGAUCCUUGUAGUCAUUCAUGGUAAUAAAAUCUUAGAACAAACUACACUAAACACUCAACUUAAAUG